Molecule: messenger RNA, 2088 nt
Organism: Anarrhichthys ocellatus (wolf-eel)
Lineage: Eukaryota; Metazoa; Chordata; Actinopteri; Perciformes; Anarhichadidae
Product: dihydrolipoyllysine-residue succinyltransferase component of 2-oxoglutarate dehydrogenase complex, mitochondrial-like
Exons: 15
Coding region: 239-1579 (446 amino acids)
Biological process (GO): tricarboxylic acid cycle
Cellular component (GO): oxoglutarate dehydrogenase complex; mitochondrion
Molecular function (GO): dihydrolipoyllysine-residue succinyltransferase activity
Source: RefSeq, a predicted model, not a curated record
AUACAUACAAUGGUACAGUCCUGUUACCUCUACAUGAAUGUUUUUAUUUUGUUAUCUGAAGAAAAAGUACUUUUAUUUCGCCCUAUUCUCGAUGUUAUAGGACGCAUACACCCCCGCCGGCCAACCGCAGUGGUUCGUCCCGCCUGCACCGCCCUCGAGCUUCGGAGCGAGCUUCCGUACCGCUCCUUCAACCGCUGUCAAAUUGAGCUAAAGAGGACACAGCUACACUGCUAGCGUUAUGUUAUCGCGAUCCAGAUGUGCAUACCGGACGCUCGGUCGUUCUCUGUCAGCGGUGAGCCAGGCAAAUAAUGUGCUGGUCCGACGAAGUGUUUCAGGUCUUCCCGUCUGCAGCCAGCUAGUUUAUACAAAUUCACAACCAUGUGAAUUUCCAUCCUCAGCAAAUGUCUUCCACAUCAGAUACUUCAAGACAUCUGCUGUCCACAGGGAUGAGGUUGUCACGGUCAAAACGCCGGCAUUUGCAGAAUCUGUUUCAGAGGGGGAUGUGAGGUGGGAGAAAGCGGUGGGCGACUCGGUGAAUGAAGAUGAAGUGGUGUGUGAAAUUGAGACUGACAAGACCUCGGUACAAGUCCCCGCUCCAGCAGCUGGUGUAAUUGAGGAACUGUUGGUGCCCGAUGGAGGAAGGGUAGAACCAGGAAUGCCCCUCUUCAAACUCCAGAAAGGAGCUGUUCCUGCCAAAGCUGCUUCCUCCCCAGCAGCAGAGGCACCGGCUGCAGCACCUCCUCCUCCUCCUCCAGCUUCAGCUCCCACUGCAAUGCCUCCAGUGCCUCCAGUGCCACAACAGGCUGCACAAGCCAAACCUGUUUCUGCCAUCAAGCUCACGGCUGCAGCACCAGCUCCUGUAACAUCAGCAGGGAGAGGAGAAAACAGGGUGAAGAUGAACCGUAUGAGGUUGAGGAUUGCCCAGAGGCUAAAGGAGGCUCAGACCACCUGCGCCAUGUUGACCACCUUCAAUGAGGUGGACAUGGGCAACAUUCAGGACAUGAGGACAAUCUAUAAGGAUGCUUUCUUAAAGAAGCACAACAUCAAACUGGGUUUCAUGUCGGCGUUUGUGAAGGCUGCUGCUCACGCUCUGACUGACCAACCUGCUGUCAAUGCCGUUAUUGACGAUUCAACCAAAGAGAUCGUCUACAGGGAUUAUGUAGACAUUAGCGUCGCUGUGGCUACUCCAAAGGGGCUUGUUGUACCGGUGAUCCGCAACGUGGAGACCAUGAACUUCGCUGACAUUGAGAAAACCAUUAAUGCGUUGGGAGAAAAGGCUCGUAACAACGCGUUGGCUGUUGAAGACAUGGACGGAGGCACCUUCACCAUCAGCAACGGUGGCGUGUUUGGCUCCAUGUUCGGCACGCCCAUCAUCAACCCGCCACAGUCUGCCAUCCUGGGCAUGCACGGCAUCUUCGACCGACCCAUGGCCGUCAAUGGCAAGGUUGAGAUCCGGCCCAUGAUGUACAUAGCGCUGACGUACGACCACCGACUGGUUGACGGCAGAGAAGCGGUCACUUUCCUACGCAAGAUCAAAGCGGUGGUGGAAGAUCCCCGCGUGCUGCUUCUGGACAUGUGAUGUUUCUACCACCACAUUACUUGUAUUUAAAGCUGCAUAAAACGAACUCCACGUCACAAAACACGCACAAGUCGUACAAAAAAAAAUAAAUCUUUUGCUGUCCCCUUUAAAUGUUCAGUCAGACCUUUCGGGUAUAACGAGGUUGAGUUGACGCACUCAUAUCGAGCUUAAAUACGUGGUAUUAUCUGUAGAGACUGCUUGCCAUCUUCUGUCGGUUAUUGUUUUUGCUACAUUUGAAUUUACUCACAUUUACGUUACACGUAUUUGGACAGAAAUUGGCACACGGGCUUAAAAAGUUGAAGAUAACUCUCACAUGGGUGUGUUGUUGUACCCGUGAGCUCUUCAGGUGAAAAUACGAGGCAGUAGAUAAACACUCGCUGCAUCCUUGUCACAUUGGUGCAAUCGUAAAACUAAAUGGCUUUUCCAGGCAGCAUUUGGCUGCGUGACUUUCUCCCCUGCUCGUUAGUCGCUGCCCCCUUUUUAGCCCCUUUUUCCCACAGCCGGGCCAA